UACUGAGGUCCGCUGUCCCGGAAGUAAGUUUAGUUUCACAUCCCUGAACACUGCACAAACUUUUAUAGCCAACUUCAGUUUUGACUGCCGGCUAGCAGGAAUGAAUCCAUGAACUAUGCAACAUGCGGUAAAGUUAGAGAGCUUUGAAGAGAAGCAGAGAGGUCCAGGAAGCCUGUAGGUACUUGAGCUGACAAUGUUGGAUUGACCUCAGAUGCUAGGCCUCAGCUCUACCACACCCAUUCAGAAUGGCUGGAGCAAAAGACUCCAGGAACAGACUAUCAGGCCUAUCGACUGGUCUGGGGGAAGUCAGGAAAUCCAUUCUGGACAAACUUUCCACUUUCGGUCAACAAGAUAAACAUGUACCACCUGGUGUCACAGAACCCCACAUCACUAUCGGCGCUCAGGAACUUCUGUCUGACGGGAAGGCAGUGUUUUAUGGCUGGUUACGGAAGAAAGGCAAUGAUGCCAUCUCACAAAAGUUUAUGAGAUGGAAACACAGAUAUGUCAUCCUGAAGGAUGGCUGUGUGUAUUACUUCAAGAAUGAGACAUCUGAAAAGCCAUGUGGAGCCUUUUCUCUAUCAAGCUAUACCAAAAUAAUGAGGGCAGAGGACGUGAAGACAGCAGAGUUGCCUUGGCCAUUUAAGCUCAUCAGCAAAUAUGGACAAAUGAGAACGUGGUACUUCUCUGCCUCUAAUGAGCAGGACAUGCAGCACUGGAUGCUGAACUUGCAGAAGGAAAUGGAUGCAGUGAACUCAUGUACCAGUUCACAAGGUGCCCCAGGGGUGGGCCACACUACUAGGACUAGUGGAGGUGGGCGGAACCCAGGUGUGGUUGUUCCUGAUCCAGCCUAUGGUGAUGGCUCAGGAUUACCAAUAUACCAUGAUGCUGAUGAGGAGGACCACUUCUAUGAAGACCCAGACGAGGACCUGGCAGAAGAAGAGGACUACCUGCAGGUCAGGGAUGAUAACCCCAGAGUAGCACCUGUUGGAGCAGAAGCUGCUCAGGACCACAGAAUGUUCCCAGACAAGCCAUUGCCACCGACGCCAACCUCCAGGGUGACGCCAGCCUCACAGGGGUUUGGACAAGCAGGGACUGCUAGACCACCCUUUCCCCUACCCAAGAAUCAGAAUUCCGGGCCAACCAAGCCCCCACCAGAAACACCUGUAGGGGGACAAAGGAGCCCCAAAAAAGCACUGGUCCCUCCUCACAUGGCAGGGGUUCCCUCCUUGCCCUCACGUCAUGCUGAGUCGAAGGGCAAAGUACCAUCUCCUCCAUGGAAAGAACUUAAAGAUGUGAAAAAGGCCAGUGAACCUAUCAACAUCACUCCAGGCAGGACUGCUGGCAGGACAGUGGGACCAAGAGAGGCUGGAGUAGGAAAACAUGCAAAGAAUAAAAAAAAAGAAAACCCUAUGGUCGGAGCUCUUGUUGCAGAAAUGAACCAAAGGUUUGGGGAGAACUGGCAAGCAGCAGGAGGAACAGCCAAACCAAUACCUCCAGAUAAACCUGUUUCUGCAGCAAAACCUGACCUUAAGCCAAAGCCAGGCCUCCCACCCAAACCAGGAACUUCCCCAAAGCCAGGAUUAGCACCCAAGCCAGGACAUCCUCCUAGGCAAGGCACAAAACCACUUGUACCACCACACAAGCCACAGGUUGAAGUUCAGGGGAUCAUGGAGGACAGAUAUGAACAUGAAGAUGAGGAGGAGGUGCCUGUAGAAGACCCAGGAAUCAGGAGGACACCCCCUGAGGGCAACAGCUUCUCCAAGAAGAACUUUAAUGAAAAUCCUGAAAAUGAGACUGAUGAUGUCAUGCCAGCUGAUGUAUCAGAAGAUGUUGAUAUAGAGAAAGCAGAAAGCCGUUUGAGGUGGAGUCAGGUGGAUGGGAAGUAUUUUCUUAGACCAAGUAAGCAGGACAAAGGGAAAAUGGUUCUUGUUGUGUAUGAUUGUGCUGGCCAGAAGUGCCGGAAAUUCAAGAUGUAUGGAUUGGGUUCUCAGGUGCAUUUGCACAAAGGCGAGCCAACAUUUUCCUGCAUUCCUGACCUACUGAGACACUACCAGUACCACAACCUGCCUGUAUCAGAUGAAGGGGUGAUCAGGCUGACUGAGCCAUACAAAGGACAUUAGCAGCAUGGUCAUAUCCCUGGAAGCUAUUGUCUGUUUUUGAGGAUGAGUGAUGACCAUCUUUUCAUCCUUUCACUUUGGCCUGUAAAGUAAUGAUUGGCAGUGGGUCUCCCAUCCAUUGCCAUUAGCUAGCAGUGGUAUAGAACUACAAGAUGAUGAUAUAUAAAGCAAAAUAAUCUGUAAAGAUAUGCAUUGGGGUUAUGUUUGCUGCGGGCAGAAAAUCUGUAAGCCAUCCUGUUUGUACUAAAUAAUGAUGGUGCUUUUAGCCCAAAUGACAGUAUCUUGGCAAGUUGACAUCUUUACGUGAUUUUACCAUUUUUCUCUCUGACCCCCUUGAUUUUACAUAUUUUACAGGCCAGAUGUCAGGUCUGCCUGAUACUUGUCUGAAUCAUAGGGAGGAUUGAGGGAAGGAAGGAUCUGAGUUUGUUUGGUGCAAUGUUGGAUAUCUUGAUGCAUCUCUAAGCAAAUAGCCCUGAGGGUUGUGAUGUGAACCUACCUGCACUUUCAAAUCUGAUGCUGUGC
Messenger RNA from Branchiostoma floridae (Florida lancelet), 2639 nucleotides. RefSeq names its product SH3 domain-binding protein 2-like. The record is from RefSeq and is a predicted model, not a curated record. Gene Ontology annotation, biological process: signal transduction. The transcript has 15 exons. Gene Ontology annotation, molecular function: SH3 domain binding. The coding region runs from base 246 to 2120 and encodes 624 amino acids. NCBI's taxonomy places the organism in Eukaryota, Metazoa, Chordata, Leptocardii, Amphioxiformes, Branchiostomatidae.